Molecule: messenger RNA, 5107 nt
Organism: Spodoptera frugiperda (fall armyworm)
Lineage: Eukaryota; Metazoa; Arthropoda; Insecta; Lepidoptera; Noctuidae
Exons: 4
Coding region: 128-793 (221 amino acids)
Source: RefSeq, a predicted model, not a curated record
GUUUUUUAACCUGUGGUUACAAAACCCCAUUGAGUGAAACGAGUGUUUGGUUUCGUUUACUUUUGAGAUUUUGUGUGACUGCUUUGUUUCGUAGUGUUAGAAUAAUUAACUUACAAUAUUUGCCAAGAUGUCUUCAGUUUGUUGUGGAACAAAAAAACAGAAACUAAACAACUCGUAUAGCAACAGUAUAGAUCGACCUUUGAAUGGUUACCAGGAGUCAGUGGCUAUUCCUGAUAUGUGUUACUUUUGUUUCGAUGUUUUGUAUUGUCAGCUGCAUAGUAUGGACCCUCCUCAGACGCCAAACUUUACUAAUGAUGCCUAUCCUUUGUUUGUGACUUGGAAGAUUGGCAAGGAGCACCGUCUCCGAGGAUGCAUUGGGACAUUCAAUGCGAUGCAUUUACAUUCAGGUCUUCGCGAAUACGCAAUAACGAGUGCUUUGAAAGACUCGCGGUUCGCUCCAAUCACUCGUGAAGAGGUGCCGCGGCUGACCGUGUCGGUUUCCAUACUGCAGCACUUUGAGGAAGCCGAGCAUUACCUGGAUUGGAAGCUCGGCAAGCAUGGCAUCCGCAUUGAGUUCAUCAGUGAACGCGGCACCAAGCGCACCGCUACCUAUUUACCUCAAGUUGCUACUGAACAAGGUUGGGACCAAAUCCAAACUAUAGACUCUCUGCUGAGAAAGGGUGGCUACAAGGCCGCCAUCACAGGCGAGCUGAGACGGAGCAUCAAGCUGACUCGCUACCAGUCCGAGGAGAUCUCCGCCACCUACAACGAAUACAUCAGCCAGCGCUGCUAGCAGACGGUAAACGUGCCCACCCGCACCCAACUUCAUAACAAUCCAAGACUUGUGUACCACAGUAAACCUUAUGCACAUAGCAAUAAGAGAUACCAACGGCGUGGGGUCGGGCAGAGUGGUUACAAAUAUUGUGCUAGAAAUAACGUAGCUUGUAAGUGUAUGUCUAGUGUCCAGAAUCAGUUUGCGAGGAGGCAUUGUGAAGUGAGCGCUCGUUCGACUCGAAAUGUCACCGGUCAGAAUUCUGCUCAAAGUGCAUUGACGAGCCAGCCCAGACGAUCCUGUCUGAUUCAAAUUAUUUAACGUAAGAUACAACACUGCCAACGACAUUCCUCUGCGGAUAACAUCUUAAGUGCCAUCUCAAUAACUGUUAUGCUUAUGAUUAGUAGUUAUAUUGACAUUGCAGGAUUCAUAAUAGUGUUACACAUUUGUAUACUUCAUUACUCGCAACUAGUUUUGAGCUAAUUUAAAAUUAAGAGUGUUUAUCAUCGGCAAUACACUUUGAACGAAAUUUUGAAGGACAUAUUUAGUUAUUACAUUGUUAUAUGAAUAUGUUACUGUGAGUCUAAUAAUUAAAAACAUUGGUUAGUGAUUUAUGUGUAAUUUGACUCAUGGUUGGCUAGUUAAGGGUUGCCCAUGCUUCCAUUAUUGAUGAUCUUGUAUUACUGAUUGAAUCUACGCAUUCUGUGGCAUGGUUACAAUUUCAUAUUGAAACGAAAGUCAAGAUACAUUGUUAUAAUUAUGUAUAACAAGCUUUUGAGAAGAUAAAUGUUGCAUAACUUUUUCUAUGUACUUUUUAUUUUGUUUGGGGAUUCUUAAUUUAUUACUUUUCUAAUCUUUUCUAGCUUCACUAGUUCAAUAUCUUUAUACCAUACAUGUUAACGAGUAAAAUAAUAUAUUUUUAUAUUACUUAGUUGCAAAUCUGGCUUGUAAUUGUAAUAAUACCGUCUGUCCAAGGCUAUUUUCUCGCAUGACUGGCUUUCAUUAGCCUUACUCUACUUUUAAACUACGAAUGAACCGUAAUAACCACAUAGAUAAGGUGGUUUGAGGCUUGAGGCCUAUCUAUGUUGUGAGGACUUUGAAAUUAUUGACUUUACCUAUAAUAAUAUUUAUCAAUUAUUCUAGUCUGUUUAUUUGGGGAAAUAACGUCGUCAAUAUAAGAAUAUUGCAGUCUUACUGCGUCUACGUUUUAUUUAGAAGAAAAAUGUGAAAUUGUAACUCCUAUCAUGAAUUGCAACCCGGAUCUCAACGUAAUAUCAUUACGACAUAUUUUUUAUAAACAAAGUACUUACUUACAUGAAUCUGCUAAUUUUGGGUAAGCACCCUUCGAUUAUCAUGUAAGGAAUAUAAAUUAGAUCGAAACAGUAUAAUGUUGUCGAAAAAAAAAUAUCAAAAAUAUUUUAAUGAAAAAUUCUAAAAAAAAAAAAACAUAUAAGAAUUAAAGUGAACAAAAAAAGUAAAUAAAUAAAAUUACUUUAAGAAUUCAUUUGUUUUAGAAUGUAAGUGUGUCUUACUUUUUAAUAUUUUGAACUCGGAAUAUUGUUAUGUGGUUCUCAGUGGUCGGAUCGGCGGUUGAUUUGUUGAGGGGGCAUGGGAGAUGGGAUGGUUCGUUAUCUUGGUAUUCCUAUACUUAAUCACAGAACAGAUGGAUAAAUAAUAUCUGUCUUGAAAUUUACUAGAACAACUUUGCCUUUAAAUCUGCUUUAACUUCAUUUUCCUAACUGUCAUAUUCAAAUACUUAUUCAGCUAUCCUACAAAUCCAACAUCAUGAAAAUCUGUCCAGCCGUUUCAGAGAUACAAGUGUUAUGACAUAAAUUAUUAUGUAGAUUAAUACCAGGAUAACGAAACCAUUCAGAUUGUUGGAAAUGUGUAAUGAUGAUAAUAAAUAAUAAAUUGUUUGAAUUACAAAGAGAGUUGUUUUGACAUCAAGUUUAUACGAAGAAGUAUGGCGUCUUAGACAGUAGAGUGUACAAGGGAAGUUGUAUCGGUCGUGUAGGUACGAUCAGCCAAGCUAUUUAGUAUACAAGUAAGAAAAUAAAGAUUAAUUCAGUGCAGAGACAGACUGACAGACUAUUGGUUACCUACUGAGCCGACUAAUGGUCACAUAAGAUUGGCUUCGUUGAGUUCAAUAAUAGCUACUGUUUCGGUACGGAAUCAAUCUUUAUUAUAAUAACUUGCAUACUAAAUAACUUGGUUGACUUGUACAUAAUCUUAUGUAUUAUGUUUGCGAUUUCAAAGGGUCAUGUGUCAUUGAAGAAGUUAGAAUUGUACAUUAAAGUUAGACAGUUGUGUUGAUAAUCAGGAGACAUUAUUUUAAUAUUACCCAUUAAUAUCAGCCUAUUAUAUUCAAAAUAUAUAAUACUUUAGUAUGGUCACGAUACCAUACUGUAAGAUGAUACAAAUCAAAGAUCUCAAAUGUAUAACUCUACAGAGAGGCUGAAAUUGGAUCCUGUGUAAGCUGUAUAGAUCACAUAUUCACACCCAAUAAUAUACAAGACUAAUAAAAGUCUAUAAAGAUCCUUGUGUUUAACACCACUUUAUGUGUAUAAAUUAAUAAAAGGUGUAUGACUUCUUUUUACUUACUCGUCUAUAAAUCAAUGAACAAAUAAUAGCAGGAUUUUGUACUGCGGUGCGUCACCGUCCGUCCUUUACUUCGACGCCCACUUAUACACAUUUAUAAUUCAGUACUAACUGAAAUGUGCAGUUCUAUAUUAUUCAUAAGCCUAUUAUAGCUAUUGAAUAUUGUUCUAUCGAUCACGAUGAGAUUGAGAAAAGAUUCUGUAGCUAAAAUAUGUUUUAUGAAUAAGUAAAUAAAGUCUACAUUCAAUUGACACAUCAUUUGAAAUCCAACAAUAAAUUGUUAUCCUUUAUAGUGAACAGCUAGAAAUUAAUAUUAUAUAGUAGUUCAUCGACUCGUAAAAUAUUUAGAUUUUGAAAAUGAACGGCCCUAACUAUGUAGUGCUAAUUCGUUUGAGCACUAACUUGAUCUAGAUUUAUCAGCUUUUGAGCUUCGUGUUUAAAAUUAACGCUAUCCCUUUCUCGCGCUGUGUUUUAGAAAGAGAUAGUAUACUUGUUCUAGAUUAGUUAGUGAGCAAGGAUUAGCACGAAUGACAAACUAAGCACAUACAAAGUGGCUAUGUGGAUUGAAGUACACAAAUUGAAGGAACUUGUCGUGUAAACGUCUAAAAACGUUUGAACGUUACUCAAUUUUAAGUCGCUCUCAAAACUACAUAGUUCUGUCCCUAUCAACUCUUUAUAAAAUGACAGAGAUAACACGAUAUUUAAGUACAACUUAAAAUUGAGUAGCCUUUCAGUAUUCGGGCGUAUAUUACCGACAUAUACAAAAGUGUAACGACUAGUCUCAGUGGAUUUGGCUGGACUAGAGAUCUCUGCCUUAUCCUGCAAGAAACAAAAGGCGUAAUGUUAUGUAUAGCCUUGUUUGCUUCCUAAAAAUAAUGCAAUCUAUACAUAUUUUCACAUAGCUAAAUAAUUGUAUGUGCUUAAACAAACUAUAAUGUACUUGCAGCAAUAUGAGUGACUUUAAAUGAUAAAGAUCAUAUUAUUAUUAUAUCAUAUAAAAUAUUAUAAAUAAGGCAGAUAUAUAGAUAGUUAUUGUUUUAUGUUUAAAAUUAACAAAAUUAUGUGUUAAUGACUUUUAGCCUCCUUCAGACAACACAUUUGAUUCAGUUACCUACUUACGGUAAUUUCCUUUUAAAGAUUUUUGCUUUUUUAUAGUUGCAGAGAAAUUUUCGUUCUGUGUAAUCGAACCUCUGUUGUUUUUUUAUUACUAUCCUUAAUACAGAGUCAUGAAGUAUGGCUAUAUAAUUAACUUUUACUUUGAAUAAGUUCUUUUUUCUUUGAAGAUUUAUCACAUGUUCACAGUUUGAAAGUGUUAAUUUUGCUAUAAUCUGAAGUUAGCCAAAAGUCUAGUUAUCAGUUAAAUUCUAGCCACAAUAAGUAGUUUCGCUAACAGUGUAGAAUUAAGGUAAGAUACAGUUUUGUACAGAAUUUGCGCCAUUCGGAACAGACGUACUUGUACGUGAGUGAGUGAAACAGAUACUUACAAGUAUAGCUGUCUCACUCACUCCGUAGAUUGUCCUAAAAAGUAAGAAGCAUAUCUAUGGUUAAUAGAGAUAUUUUUGAAUACAAGUCUUGUGUAGAUUCCCUGAGUUUCGAGUGGUUAGUUACUUGUGUAUCAACAGUUCUGCAUGUGUUCAUAUCUAGAAAUUGUACUGGCAACAGUUGUGUGCAUAGUUUGUUGUCCGUUUUUUUGUAUUUCUUAAAUAUGAUUAACUAAUAUAGGAUACUUUGAUGAUA